This is a messenger RNA of Brenthis ino (lesser marbled fritillary), 564 nucleotides long. The record is from the annotation of a GenBank genome assembly. Lineage: Eukaryota; Metazoa; Arthropoda; Insecta; Lepidoptera; Nymphalidae.
AUGGCAGCUAAGUUCUUCGUCGUUCUCUCCCUGGCUGUGGCCGCCUCCGCUAUCCCAGUGGUUCCCGUCGCUAAACUAGCGUACGCCGAGCCCGAAGCGCCUGCCCACUAUGAAUUUCAGUACUCCGUGCACGAUGAGCACACCGGUGACAUCAAACAACAACAAGAGGCUCGUGCUGGUGAUGACGUGCACGGUUCCUACUCCCUCGUCCAGCCUGAUGGCGUACACCGUAUCGUAGAGUACACUUCCAACAAGGAACACGGUUUCAACGCUAUCGUACGCUAUGAGGGUACCCCCAUCCCCGCCCCCGCCCCCGCCAAGGUUGCCAAGCUCGCCUACUCUGCCCCCGUCGCCUACUCUGCCCCCGUCGCCUACUCCGCACCUGUGACCAAAGUAUCAUACGCCGCCCCCGUUGCCAAGCUGACAUACGCCGCCCCUGUUGCCAAGCUGACAUACGCCGCCCCCGUUGCCAAGCUCGCCUACGCUGCUCCCGUAGCUAAGGUGGCGUACGCCUCUCCUCUCACCCAAGUCAGCUACUCAUCACCCAUCGUCUCUUACCACCAC